This is a messenger RNA of Myxocyprinus asiaticus (Chinese sucker), 6707 nucleotides long. RefSeq names its product TUB like protein 4b (gene tulp4b). The record is from RefSeq and is a predicted model, not a curated record. The transcript is spliced from 17 exons. NCBI's taxonomy places the organism in Eukaryota, Metazoa, Chordata, Actinopteri, Cypriniformes, Catostomidae. Gene Ontology annotation, molecular function: protein binding. Bases 669 to 6161 code for a protein of 1830 amino acids.
GCUGUUGUGUGUGACAGAAGCAAGUAAUUGUCACGUAUUAGAUGGAAACGAUGUCCAGCGAUGUCAUUGGCUGUAGUGAAAGAUGUAGGAAUUCAAACGAGUGCAGUCGCACGAUAUCAUACGAAUUAGCCAGAUUUAGAGAAGUCGUAAGAAUCCUGACGUUUUUGCUGUUACAGUGUGUUGGAAUAUCAUAUGAAGCGGAACGCUCAUUUUCAAUGUUGAAGCUAAUAAAAAAUGAUUUGAGGAGCACCAUGGGUCAUGGCAGACUCUCAGCACUAGCCAUUCUAUCCACUGAGAAUACAAGAAGCCGCAAACUAAACACAAAGGACAUUGUGGAAGAUUUCGCCAAAAGGAAGGCCCACAGAGUGCAUCUAAAAUGAAAAUCCUGGACUCCAGAAGCUGAAAGCUGGUUUUGUAUAAUGAGGAUAAACUCAAUAUAGGCCUUCUCUUUUAAUUCAGACAUCAUUUAACAUGUUUUCUGAAUAUACAUUUAAUAAACUGUAUUACUCAUGAUGUGCAACAGCUGCAGACUAUAAUGGCCUGAUUUUAAUCACAUUCAUUCUUAAGACAUCUGCAGAUAAGCAUUCUCAGGUUCUGCGGCACAUUUUUAUUUUUUUAAUAAGCAAGCAAAAUGGAGCACUCCUUCAAAGACGGAAUUCGGACUAAUAAUGUCCAGCGACUAUGAAGAGCCUGGUCAGUCAGUAGGGAUGUUGGCUGCGGUGGAACAUGGUCCGGUCCUCUGCAGUGACUCCAACAUCCUCUGCCUCUCAUGGAAAGGGAGAGUUCCCAAGAGUGAGAAGGAGAAGCCGGUGUGCAGGAGGCGCUACUAUGAGGAGGGCUGGCUGGCCACGGGGAACGCCCGGGGUGUUGUGGGCGUGACGUUUACCUCCAGUCACUGCAGGAGAGACAGAAAUACCCCACAAAGAAUCAAUUUCAAUUUACGGGGUCAUAACAGUGAGGUUGUUCUUGUCAGGUGGAAUGAGCCGUUUCAAAAGCUUGCCACAUGUGACAUGGAGGGAGGGAUAUUUGUGUGGAUCCAAUAUGAAGGAAGAUGGUCUGUAGAGCUGGUGAAUGAUAGAGGUGCUCAGGUUAGCGACUUCACCUGGUCACAUGACGGUACACAGGCUUUAAUCGCCUACAGAGAUGGUUUCGUCCUGGUGGGCUCAGUGAGUGGUCAGAGACACUGGUCAUCUGAGAUCAAUCUGGAAAGCCAGAUCACCUGUGGAAUCUGGACCCCUGAUGACCAGCAGGUGCUGUUUGGAACCGCAGAUGGGCAAGUCAUAGUGAUGGACUGCCACGGCCGUAUGCUUGCCCAUGUUCUGCUGCAUGAAUCAGAUGGCAUAAUCAGCAUGUCCUGGAACUGCCCAAAUUUUCUGGUGGAGGACAGCACUGAGAGUGAUACAGACUCUGAUGACCUGGCCUCAGCUCAAGUGCAAAAUCUCAAACCAUUGCUCACAGUCAGCUUCAUAUCUGGAGACAUAAGUUUGAUGAACAGCUAUGAUGACCUUUCACCUAACAUUAUACGGUCAGGGCUGAAAGAUGUUGAGGUACAAUGGUGUUCUCAGGGAGACCUUCUGGCAGUGGCAGGGAUGGAACGAUACGGCCUGCCUGCUGACUCGGCCUGCGCUUCCAUAAUGAGAAAUGCCCUUGUCAAGUUUUACAAUGUCCAAGGGGAACACAUAUACACUUUAGAAACUCCAGCCCAGAGGCCCAUCACUACUAUCUGCUGGGGUCACAGGGACUCGCGGCUGUUUUUAGCCUGUGGACCAGCACUGUAUGUUGUGCGUGUGGAGCACCGUGUGGCCAGUCUGCAGCUACUGUGCCGGCAGGGCAUUGCCAGUGCUCUGAAAGAGGAGAGGGAUGUGGGAAAACUGAAUAUGCCCUCCCUACUCUGUUCGUACGUUACAACUGCAUUCAUUCCAACUAUCAAGCCGCCCAUCCCUGAUCCAAACAACAUUCGGGACUUUGUGAGCUAUCCUACAGCAGGCAAUGAAAGGCUGCACUGCACUAUGAAACGCUCAGAGGAAAACACAGAGGCAGGAGGGCCCUGUUACACCCUCUUUCUGGAACACCUGGGCGGCCUGGUUCCUAUUCUAAAGGGCCGUCGCAUCAGCAAACUGCGACCAGAGUUUGUCAUUAUGGACCCCAAAAUGGAUGGGAAAACAGAUGAGGUCUGUGUAAACGGUAUGAUCUCUUAUAUGACUGACAGCUGUAACUGCUCCGACUCCAGUGAUAUUGAGUUAAGUGAUGAGUGGGUUGGACGAAAGUCGCCAAAACUUUCCAGAGGAAACAGGUCUCCUAAGCUUCCUAGGUACUCUAAACAUAUAAGAAUUAAUAUGGAAUCACGAAAGUCUCCCAAACUUGCUCAAACAUUUCAAGAAAUGUCUAGGUCUCCUAGAUUACCAAAGAAGCCUCCAGUUCGGUCACCAAGUCUAACUCGGAGAGAAUUUCCAGUUGAUGGCUUUAGUGAGCAUAAUUACUUGGCCCAGGUCACAUCUAACAUCUGGGGAACAAAAUUUAAGAUUGUGGGCCUUGCCUCCUUUUUGCCAGCUAACUUGGGAGCUGUUAUUUAUAAAACUAGUUUGCUCCACCUGCAACCCCGUCAGAUGACGAUCUAUUUACCUGAGGUGCGUAAAAUUUCCCUGGAUUUCAUGAGUCUCCCGGUCUUCAAUCCUAAUGUGUUCAGUGAGGAUGAAGAUGAUUUACCUGUGAUGGGACCCUCUGGAGUGUCACCCGACAAUCCUCCUUGCACGGUUAAUAUUCCCAUUGCCCCAAUUCACAGCCCUGCUCAAGCCAUGUCCCCUACACAGAGUAUAGGCCUCGUUCAGUCUCUUCUAGCCAAUCAGAACAUUCAACUUGAUGUCCUUACGAAUCCCACGGCCACUGCAGUGGCGGCUGCUGCAGCAUCAACAGCAGCAGCAGCAGCUAAUGCAACAGCAUCUGAACAUAGUCAGGACACUGUGACAGCACAGUACACAGUGCCAACAAAAUACUCUACCCCUGGACAGGUGAUAUUCAACGGCCUUGAAAUGAGUAACAUUCUGAGUGGAACCCUUCCUCCUCUACCACAUCAUCUUCCACAACAAUCCCACCAACAACGGCAACAACAGCAGCAACAACAAGAUCAUCAACAAUCAAAGCAUCAGCAGCAAUUACAACCACAGCAACAGCAUCUGAAAUUUAUACAUCAAUCACAACAGCUGAAUCCACAGUCACUGCAGCAGCAGCACAUGCAACAUCAGCAGCAAUUACAAACACAGCAGCAUCAACAACAGCUGCAACAGCAGCAUCAACAGCAGCUGCAACAGCAGCAUCAACAGCAGCUGCAACAACAGCAACUGCAUCAGCAACAAAUGCAACAGCAGCAGCAACAACAAAUUCGGCAGCAAGUACAGCAGCAUCAGCAGCAAAUUCAUCAACAGCAUCAACAACAAUUCCAACAGCAGCAGCAUCAACUGCAGCUCCAGCAUGAGCAAAUGCAACAGCAGCAACAACAGAUGCAGCAGCAGCAGCAACAAAUUCGACAACAAAUUCAAGAGAUGAGGCAGCAGCAGCAACAGCUUCAGCAGCAGCAUCAACAAAUACAGCUGCAGCAUCAACAGAUGCAAAGGCAGCAUCAGCAAAUGCAGCAGCAGCUCAAAAUGCAAAUCACCCUACAGCCUCCUCCUUCAGGCUAUACUUUAUCAUUGCAUCAGUUACAGCUGAUGCCUCAAAUUCCACAUUCAGACCAGCCACUGGACAGAGAACAAGUCCUCCCUCUGAAGGUUUCCUCACGACCGCAGUCAUUCAUUGAAAUGGACACUCUUGAGGUUCAGUUGCGCAAGAUAAACCCUCCGCCACCUUAUCCAGGUACAGUGGUGUCUGCUGCAGCAGCUGUACCCACUACUGCCCCUCCAGGUCUUCUUGUAAGCAACGAGAAUGGCAAUACGCUGUCAACGGACCCAUGCUUAACUAAAGACGAAUUCUCUCUUCACCCAGUGGGCCUUCAAUACCCAACUCCACUAAGCUAUGAAAGGAUCACAACAUUUGACAGCAGCGGGAAUGUGGAGGAGGUGUGUCGCCCAAGGAGACGCCUGUUAAGAAACCAAAAUGCCUAUGGGAUGCAAGGCAUGGGCAGCUCCGCUACACUGAAAGUAACCUCUUCUGAGAACAAGAAGGUCCAGCUGCCGUAUAGUUCAGCAACCCUCAGUCGCCUCUCCGUGCCUCGAUAUUCCAUACCAAGUGGAGACCCACCACCUUAUCCUGAAACAUCCAGCCAGAUCAACACAAUCAAAAGUCCCACACAGAGGAUUGACAGCAGUCUGAUUCAUGCAACUUUGCGUCGUGAUCGAAGAGAACCCUCCCUGAAGGUUUCUCAAAUGGUGGACACAGUAAGGACUUUACCGACAAAAUCAAAAAUGAAUGGCUCCCUCACACUGUCCUAUCAGCCUAGGAUCCCCACGGCUUUGUAUACGUGCACCCAGUGUAGCAGUAAUAGCAGCAGCACGAGUGUAAGUGUAACUGGUGGUGGCACCAACAGCAGUGGAAUUGCUGGAGGAACUGUGGUGAGGCAAGAGUUUCCACCAGGCAAAGGGGCCCAGCAUAGCGCUAUAAUUGUGCACUCCAAGAGUGCAUCACCAUUAGCUUCCCAGUCCUCAUAUAACCUCCUGAGUCCCACUGACAACAAUAGAGACAGAACUGUUUAUGUGAACUCUGCCUUCACGGAAGAUGAGACGUUAAGUCAACAGUGUCAUCUUGAAAAAUCAGUGCGACAUUUGACGCUUGGGGAUGUCAAUUUGACCAUUAAACGGCCUCCACCUUACCAAUGGGACUCUUCUGCAACAGAUCAACUCUGGAUACCUCAAGAGCAAAAUAUGCUGACUGGACCUCCUCCACAUAAGCCACCACCAUUUAUACUUAGCCCACCACAGCACUUGGACAUGACCCGACUGCCUUUUGUCCUUCCAACAAAGCCUCCCCCCAGUCCAAGUUCUCUGACCCUACCUUCAGCUUAUCAGUUGUCUCUUUCACCCUUUCCAACAGUGGUAGGUCAUGGUGUACCUCAAUUGCAGCCUUUGCAGAGUCCUGCACAGCCAUGUGGUCCCAAUGAUAUGGUAAUAUCUAGUUCUUUCAGCCAACCUGACCCAACAUUAGUCCUGCCCCCAGGUUAUCCUGCUAAUAUGACCAAUCUAGGUUGUUGUACUCUGCCACCCAUGUAUCCAGGGGCUAGCUCCUGCAACAACCUUCAGCUCCAUCCAAUGAGUUUGCAUCCUUGGAGCACAUACAGCACCUGCCCUCCCUUGCCAGACCAUUCAGCCACACUCCCCAGUAAGACCCAUCAGGCCCUGGAAAAAACAGUUCUUUCUCCUCCUCCACCACCAUCGCCUCCCCCACCACCACCUCCUCUCCCUCCUCCUCCUCCACCCAUUGAACUCUUGAACCAUCAAAGCACUUCGGAGGUGGUCGCUGAAUCUGGAGAGAGCUUUCAGGAGCAGUCCUCACUAAAUGAGAGUCCAAUUCCACAGGGAGCUGAGAGGUUCAGCAAAAAGGGUUGUAAGAGGCGUGACAGUAGGGUGGAAGAGACAAACAUGUCCAGCGUCUCUGAAGGAAAAUCAAAGAAGGAGACUCGUACACUGUCAGACUUCAAUUCCCUGAUCUCCAGCCCAAGGCUCGGCAGCAGGGAGAAGAAGAAAACUAAAGGGCAGAAAGAGCCAUUGAACAAGGCCAAAAAACUGAGUAGGACCUCCAAUGAGUUCCAGGACAGCUCAGAGAGUGAACCUGAACUCUUCAUUAGUGGUGACGAGUUGAUGAACCAAAGCCAGAGCAGCAAGAAAGGAUGGAAGAGCAAGCGUAAUCUGCGAACUGCAAGUGAACUUGAGGAGAUUAAGUGCUGCAAAGCUAACGAGAGAGAGGAUCGUAGUCUUGGCAGCCAAGGCUUUGUUUACAUCAUGGCCAACAAGCAGCCAUUGUGGAAUGAAGCCACCCAAGUUUACCAGCUUGACUUUGGAGGACGGGUGACACAAGAGUCAGCCAAAAACUUUCAGAUUGAGCUUGAUGGACGACAAGUAAUGCAGUUUGGCAGAAUCGAUGGCAAUGCAUACAUCCUGGAUUUUCAGUAUCCAUUCUCAGCAGUACAGGCAUUUGCUGUGGCCUUGGCCAAUGUCACUCAAAGACUUAAAUAGAAAACCCCUCUAGCAAUCUUGGCCUUGAGAACAAAUAAAAAAUAUAUUGUUAAAAAAUUAUGUAAUGUCUCUCUGCUGCCAUAACAUGCUACCUUCUGUGUAAAACCAGUUAGUAGCUGAGGGAUCUGGUCUCUCUCAGGCACAGUGUACACAAGACGUACACAGGUUAUCUAGUUAUUUCAUGAUUUCACCUUGAUUGAUUUUAAUGUAUUUCAUUAUAUUUAGUGGUGUAAUGAAAUGUAAAACUACUUACUAAAGUCUGAGAUAGAUGUUAUAUUAUGGAUUAUUCAAUUCCUUUUUUGUAUCCCCACCUUCUUUUAUUUGUUCUUUCCUGAUAUUUUUUAGGUUCCCCACAAUCCUUUUCAUGUGACUGAUUUUUGACUGUCGUUUGUUGUCAGCAAUUCUUUGAAAAUGAGUAAAAAUAUGCUUACUGUAUGUUUGAAUGUUCACAUCCCAACGACUCACUUCCAUGAAGUGAAAUCAGAGAUAAUAUAUUCCAGUUAUAAUUAAUUUAUUAUUAUGGUUAAAAUCUUUUUUUUUUUUUUU